UUAAAAAAAAAGAAACCUAACUUUACUCUCAUCAAAAUGGCAUCGGAAGAAGACAAGGCGCUGCCUCUCGUGAAUACUGAUGACGGCCUGGACUCCAACAUGAUUAAUAAGAUGGCAACAGUGGAGUCUGAGAUUUCUGAGAAAGAAAAAAAGGAGAUAUGGCUACUUCAUGAGAGAGCAGAAAGAAGAAGAAGGCCCGCUAUCAGCUACUUUUUCCGUUGUCGAAAACCAGCGCAGAAACAACGAGGACUCUUUGAACUAAAUAAGAUUUCUGAGAAAGGGAAAGAUGAAAUUCUCUACCCUCCUGGAUGAGAAGCAGAAGUUGCAUUAAAUGUAUAGAAACUACGAUCAGAAUUGAUUCACCUCGGCCUAUUUGAUGAGAAAGCCCCAAGAAGAACUAGGAUGGACCCGUUUGCCGCCCGAAGGCUAUUCCAACAACACUUCAAAGGAGAAGCCUCCUAAAUAAGGACCAACAGCAAUAGUGUGAAUUCAUUCCUGAAAUAGCUUUCUAUUUGUUUCAUACCAUAGAGUCCUAGAUCAAUUACAUCCAAACUAUUUUCUCUAGCUAGUUUAUUAUUUUUAGUUCUGGAUUAUCAUCAGAUAACAAUACACACAUACUUAUUAUA
This is a messenger RNA of Arachis duranensis, 626 nucleotides long. RefSeq lists its product as uncharacterized. Bases 37 to 312 code for a protein of 91 amino acids. Lineage: Eukaryota; Viridiplantae; Streptophyta; Magnoliopsida; Fabales; Fabaceae. The transcript is spliced from 3 exons. The record is from RefSeq and is a predicted model, not a curated record.